AUGGGUGGGAAUAUACUGAAUGUUGAUAUAACUGGAGCUUUGGGGGCAACUGUGAAACCAGACAGUCUGAGCUAUAAUGAAAGGCAAAGUCAUGCAUGUCAUGUUGUAGAUGAGUUCCUGCCUCAGAGAAGACAGCAGAAAAACAUGGAGAAAUACCAGGCCAAGAUGGCAAAAGCUGGCAAUGGUGAGGAUCUUGCUCCAGCUGUGAUUGAUUGCUGGUACUACCUUUCAAGAACUGGGACAGCAAUGAAGGACAGCCUGGGUGACCAUGGGAAUGCAUUCGGCUUAAUACAAGGAAGUAGAGCCAGCAUUCCUCUUCAGUGCUCAAAUGUCUGCCCUUCACACACCUGCUGGCUUUGCCUGUGCCAUGAGAAGUGCUUGUGUCCUCUCCAUAGAGUCACUAAAGAGGUAAAUCCUGAGACUGAGGACCAAAAUGAACUCAAGCAGCCUGUAAGCAACAAAGAACUCUGGAUAAAUAGUGGGGUAUCUGGUGUGCUGAUGGUGCUGUCCCACUUUCAGGCUGGCAAACAGUACCGUAAGACUGGCGAGCCGUGGGACACUGAAGAGCACUUAGCACAAGACACAGAGGUUUUAUACAGGAUGAUAAAUCUAGAAAAAAAAUCUCCAUCUUGGACAAAGGAACAGUUGAAUGGAAUCUCAGCCUAUAAUGCAGGAGUUAACACUGUCCAGACUGAUGACAAAAUGGAUAUUGGCAAAACACACAACUAUGUCAAUGAUGUGGAUUCAAGACCCAGGUUUUAUAAGAAAAAUGGAUAUUGAAAUCUGAGUAAUUAUUAGAUCUGAGGCCCUGAUUGCAUACUUUGUUUCUAAUUAAAAACAUUCAGAAUUUCUCCUCCAGAAACAAUAAAAAUGGGGCAGGACAACGAAGCCAGGAACAAGAACAAACUUGCAGUGGGUUUUUUUCCAGCUAAGGCUAAAAAAAUAACUUAAAAGAUAACAUGGCUAAUAGUCCAAAAUGAAAAUUACCUUUAAUUUUCAUCUUAAUUCUUGAGAAUAUUCAGAGUUUUCAUCGGUGGCUGCAGUUUCUCAAGCAGCAGAUUAAUGCUUCAAGGAAGU
Taeniopygia guttata (zebra finch) is the source of this 1077-nucleotide messenger RNA. The record is from RefSeq and is a predicted model, not a curated record. NCBI's taxonomy places the organism in Eukaryota, Metazoa, Chordata, Aves, Passeriformes, Estrildidae.